Molecule: messenger RNA, 2323 nt
Organism: Musa acuminata subsp. malaccensis (wild Malaysian banana)
Lineage: Eukaryota; Viridiplantae; Streptophyta; Magnoliopsida; Zingiberales; Musaceae
Cellular component (GO): ribonucleoprotein complex; cytosol; nucleus
Molecular function (GO): poly(A) binding; poly(U) RNA binding; mRNA 3'-UTR binding
Source: RefSeq, a predicted model, not a curated record
GCACCCCACCCACGGGAACCCACUUUCCCACCCCCAUGCAAACUCUCUUCUCCUUCUCCUCCGCCUCGGCCUCCGUCGUUGCCUUCCUCUCCUCUUAAAUCCCUAACCUUACGUAUCAAUCCGAUUCCUAUAUACAUAUAUUUAUAUUUAUCGAGAGAGAGUGAGGGUUCUCCUAUGGCGGUCGCUGAGACGACGGCUACGGCUACGGCGACGGUGGCGUCGGCAUCGGCGCAGCCGAGCCCGAUGGCGCUCUACGUCGGGGACCUCGCGGACGACGUAGCGGAGGGACAACUCGUCGGCCUGUUUUCGGCCGUCGGAGAACUCGCCUCCGUCAGGAUCUGCAAGGACUCCGUCACCGGCCGCUCCCUCGGCUACGGCUACGUCAACUACAUCUCGCCCCACGAUGCAAUGGUUGCUUUGGAGAAGUUGAACCAUACUCCGCUGAACGGGAAACCAAUCCGUGUAAUGUGGUCGGUUCGACAUCGAGAGGCAAGAAACACUGUGAUUGGCAAUCUGUUUGUGAAGAACCUUAGCAACUCUGUUGACAAUGGGAAGCUCUAUGAGAUGUUUUCAAAAUUCGGAACCAUUUUAUCUUGUAAAGUUGCUACAGAUGAGGGUGGGAAGAGCAAGGGGUUUGGGUUCGUUCAAUUCGAUUCCCAAGAAUCAGCAAAUUCUGCAAUUGAAAAUCUCCAUGACUCCUUUUUCGAUGGAAAAACAAUAUAUGUUGCCAAUUUCAUCAGAAAGAGUGAACGUGUAUCAAUCAGCCCUGAAGCUAACUUUACUAAUUUAUACAUGAAGAACCUGGAUCAGGACAUAACAGAGGAACUCAUAAAGCUGAAGUUUUCUGAGUUUGGUAAAAUAUUAAGUGUUUACAUUGCAAAGGAUGAUUAUGGAAACUCAAAGGGGUUUGGCUUUGUAAACUUUGAAAGCUCUGAUUGUGCGAAAAGGGCAAUGGAAGCAAUGAAUGGGGUUCAACUUGGAACCAAUACCUUGUAUGUGGCAAGGGCCCAGAAGAAGGCAGAAAGAAUGCAAGUUUUGCGGCGUUUAUACGAAGAAAAGCGGAAUGAGCAAAUUAGAAAAUACAUGGCCUCGAAUGUCUAUGUUAAAAACAUUGAUGAUGCUGUUGACAAUAAUGCGUUGCGGGAGCGUUUUAGUGAGUUUGGUAAUAUCACUUCUGCAAAGGUUAUGCUUGACGAGAAAGGAAGAAGCAAAGGGUUUGGCUUUGUAUGCUAUAGCACUCCUGAGGAAGCUACCAAAGCUGUUAAUAGUCUGCGUGGAAGCAUGUUCUAUGGAAAGCCUUUGUAUGUUGCAAUUGCUCAAAGGAAGGAGGAAAGACAAGCUCAAUUGCAGAUGAUGUAUGCUCAGCGCAUGGCAGGAUCUCCAGCUGCUGUCUUGCCUACUGGUUAUGGCCCUCUUUACUAUGCUUCUUCUGGGGUUGUCUCACAAGUUCCUCCAAGGCAGGGUGUUAUGUAUCAACCCUUUGGGAUCAGACCUGGAUGGAGGCCAAAUGGAUUUGUUGCUCCAUCAAGACCAAUUUUCCAAUCAAUGCCACUUCCUGCAAUGUCAAAUACUUCAAGGCAACAUAGACAAAACAGGGGUCGUAUGAACGGAAAUGUGCUGCCUCAAUCUGGACAGACCAAUAUAUACAUGCCUCAUCUUCAGCAAGCAAACCAUUCUGUGAAUACCGCAAAAGAUUUGAUAGGUCAGCAGCGAUCUGGGCAGGCCAAGUAUGUACCAAAUGGACACCAGCAUGAAAUUAAUAAUGCAUCGUUAACUUCAUCUGGUUCUAACUCACAAGGGACGGAGAUGCUCAGCAGCAUGCUUGCCGCUGCAACUCCGCAGCAACAAAAGCAGAUUCUCGGAGAACGUCUCUUCCCCUUGGUGGAGAAACUUAAGUUUGAUCUUGCUGCUAAAAUUACUGGGAUGCUACUGGAGAUGGACAAUUCUGAACUAUUGCUGCUGUUGGAGUCACCAGAAUCAUUGGCUGCCAAAGUUGAAGAAGCAGUUCAAGUCCUUAAACUCUCCAAUGCAACAGUAGGUGGUCAAGAGAACAUCCACUCCAACUACUUGACGAGCAAUGUCACUGUCAAUUGAAGGGGGUGCCAGUUCUGACAUACUAUUCUUUUACUUAGACUAUCAUUCUCGGCAUGCAAGAGCAAGUUUCCAUUUUGCUAGCUCCAUUGUUGGUUUCCUAGGACAUCCGAUGUAGUUUAGUUUAUCUAGGUUGUCUCUAUCACAACUUAUCUAUAGCACUGAGGUUUUCUUUUUUAUCGUUUUUGCUCUUCCAUAUGACUGGCAAUAGAACCUGUAGAUGUGGCCAUGU